GUUUCUAUAGCAACUGGUCAAGGCUUCUUCCGAAGAGCCGACAACAAACCAACAUUCCCUCACUCGCGCUCCGGGUUCUAAUCAGAAAUCGAACGCAAAAUGGAAAAGACUGCUACUAUAGGCUGUGACACAUGGAAGAAUGCGAGUGUAAGGAACAUUCGUCUGGGGCAGACGGUUGUGAAUCGGUCGGAUAAAGCUUGUGAUAUGGGACAACAGCUAGAUCCUUUGCCUUCUUUGCGAGACACGAGUAUCCAACAAAGCAAUGCACGGAUUCACGCUUAUGUGAGGGCUACCAGAGCAGUCCUUGUAAAGCUACAGGAAAAUCUAUUAGACACGAAUGAAGAAAUCAAGUCCUUGAUAAAGGGGAAAGAGACUUUGGAGAAAACUUUAGAACACAUCCGCAAAGAUAUUGUCCUAAACAAUAAGUCGACCUCUAUAAGAAAGACUCGCCCCCCUCGUGAAAAGAGUCCUGAUGGAGCUGAUGACUUGCUAACAGCUGAGCGCAAACAUCUCCUCAAACUGAAGAGAAUCCUUGAAGCACAGUUACGCUCAGCUCAGAAGCAACUCCAGGUUCUUGAUGCAAACAGAAAGAGAUUACGAGCUGCUGUCCAGGAAAGGUCCAGGGUCAUGGACUUGAUAUGCCAUGCCGUGUCAUCUGUCCGUGGUGCUGGCAUCAAGGACCAGAUAGAAAGGCCAAGCACACCAGAAGUUGAGCCACUUGGGCCCUAUACUCCAGAGUGCGCAAGGGUUAUAUCUGAAGCAGCUGACGCAAGGCAAAGGUCUAGCACCCUGAGGAAGGAGGUAGCAGAGGCAAUAGAGCAGACCAUCAAACUACAGAAGGCUGCUCAUAACUCAGUUAAUGAUGGACUCACACAGAAAGUGGCAGAGACUGUUUCCGUGAGGCAACAUCUUCAAGUUGGUGGAGGUGAGCUGAGGAUGUCCAUCCAUCGUAGCAAGAGAUGGUAUAAUGCCACUGAGAUGGCUUUGGGAUACACACUGGGCCCAGUGGCGUACUCUGACCUUACAACCAGGGAGCACCUUGACAGGCCUACAGUCAAGAUCUUCCAACGGCAUCCUGGAAACCAGCUGCCAGAGGCACGUGAAAUCGGGCGUGGUGGGCAGGGACUCCAGGAAUCCCUGAAUGCCACUGCUCGUAACAUUGGCUUGCUGAAACUUACGAAGGAUAGAAUCGACUCUGAUGCUAGUGACAAGCAUCAUGCAUCUCUGAUUGAUUCUAAUGUUGUGAGGGAUAGGCGUCGUCAUGCCAACCACCGCUGGGUUCUGACAGGCAUUGGUUACUAAGGGCAAUCAGAUGACACAUGUAUGCCAUAUUUGGCAAAAUAGCCAGGGGUUGUACAUACUGUUACUCAAACUGAAUAAGCCAACACUUCUUCACAGAUGCACAGCAAAUUCAAUCACUAAACAAAUGUGGAUGAUGGAUAAUGCACAAUAUUUUUAAAAUGUCUAUGAAUUUGCGUAUAUUGACUGUAAUGAACUUAUAACCCUGUCUCAAUGCAUUCUGUUGUAAAUGAUUUCAACCAAAGCAAUCAACUUCACAAGUUUGUCUCAACAUUUUUACAAGUCCUUAAAAGAGUGAUUUAUAAAUAAUAUAUUAUUAAUAGAGUGUUUAUUUUAGUGUGUAUAGCAGGAAACAACUUAACUGAAAUCAACCAUUAAUUUAUUGAACUUUUUUAAAACAUAGUGGGAUGGCAAUGACAUAUGCCAGUUAUUUAUUAAAUGUUUACGCUUCUGUGUGAUUAACAUUUUAAUAGAUAAUAGUUGGCCAACAUUGUGGAUCCCCAAAGUGGAAUUAUCCACAUUGUCAAGAAAGUCCAAUCAUGCUUGCCUCUACUGACAUAAAAAUGUUACUGCAGCAACCAUAAUUAAUUGUCUUUUGCAGUGACAUUUUAAGAUCAACAUACAGCCCCUCAAACACUUAAAAAAUCAUUAAAUAAUUUUCGAAGCUUUUCUAAGGUGCGGUACAUACUCUCUACCUGCAUAGUUUUCAAGUGUAGCUUGAAUUCUUAUUUGGUAAUAAUAAUAAAAAUACUGUAAGUGUUUGUA
Messenger RNA from Nematostella vectensis (starlet sea anemone), 2064 nucleotides. Its product is annotated as coiled-coil domain-containing protein 105. Bases 100 to 1302 code for a protein of 400 amino acids. NCBI's taxonomy places the organism in Eukaryota, Metazoa, Cnidaria, Anthozoa, Actiniaria, Edwardsiidae. The transcript has 4 exons. The record is from RefSeq and is a predicted model, not a curated record.